Molecule: messenger RNA, 282 nt
Organism: Haemonchus placei
Lineage: Eukaryota; Metazoa; Nematoda; Chromadorea; Rhabditida; Trichostrongylidae
Source: the annotation of a GenBank genome assembly
AUGCAUUUCGCCGUCAUCCUACUAGUAGUUGUAACAGCUGUGUACUGUCAAUUACCCGGUUGGACACCUUCCUUGGGAAUUGGACCGAUAAUCAACGUCUGUUCAGUCCAAGGAUCAACGACAUCAUGCAAUUGGAAGCAAUUUCUGAAAAGGACUCCGAACUCCCCGACAGGUGUUGACUUUCGGGAUCUAGUCGAGAAGGAUCCUCAAGUCUGGGAACGAGGCGAGAAGAAUAAUCAAGUCUAUCUUGAACCAGCUCCUUACAUGGUGUUAAUAUCUUAA